Miscanthus lutarioriparius is the source of this 315-nucleotide messenger RNA. The record is from the annotation of a GenBank genome assembly. Lineage: Eukaryota; Viridiplantae; Streptophyta; Magnoliopsida; Poales; Poaceae.
AUGGCAAAUGUAGCCGAAUUCACCUUGCACAACAUCCUGAUAAAUACCAGCAGUUUGAUAGACAUUCUAUUCAUAAAAGCUUUCAAAUCAAUGGGCCUAGAUAGGCGAACACUGGAGCUAGUAGGCAACUCAUUAUUAGGAUUCAGCGGAAAGAAGAUAGAUGCUCUGGGCAAGAAGGCCAUCCCGGUUUCAUUCGAGGAAGGCAAAAGGGUCCGCAUAAAGACCAUCACCUUUGAUGUGGUCAACAUGGAUUACCCUUACAGUACUAUCUUCGGUAGAGGUUUCACCAACCAAUUCGAAGUAGUAGUCAAGUAG